Harpegnathos saltator (Jerdon's jumping ant) is the source of this 2298-nucleotide messenger RNA. RefSeq names its product histidine--tRNA ligase (gene HisRS). The coding region runs from base 70 to 1896 and encodes 608 amino acids. The transcript is spliced from 6 exons. Gene Ontology annotation, cellular component: cytoplasm; cytosol; mitochondrion. Gene Ontology annotation, biological process: mitochondrial translation; histidyl-tRNA aminoacylation. Gene Ontology annotation, molecular function: ATP binding; RNA binding; histidine-tRNA ligase activity. NCBI's taxonomy places the organism in Eukaryota, Metazoa, Arthropoda, Insecta, Hymenoptera, Formicidae. The record is from RefSeq and is a predicted model, not a curated record.
GUUACGCGCUGACUGCUGGAACGAACGGAAUCGAAAUUCGCUGAGAGACCGCCACAGGGCACAGACCACAUGGUACCAACGAUGGCUGAUGAAACGAAGGAGACGUUAUUAAAUCGCGUGAAAGAACAAGGCGAAAUAGUGCGGCAAUUGAAAGCUGCCAAAGCCGAUAACGCGCAGGGAUGCAGAGAACAAUCUGACAUAAAUGUUGAUUUAGAAAGCUUAAACAAUGAUUUUGCGGAUAUCAGCUAUGUAUGUGGUUGGUACCCAACAUCCAAAGACACUGAACUAUUUGAUACUUGUGUCAUCCUUAAUGAUGAGCUUGCAAGGUGGCCUCAUCUGAAUAGAUGGUACAUUAACAUCAAAAGUUUUACCUAUGAUGAGCGUCUAGCGUUUCCUAUUGUGGAAACACCGCUCACUUCCUUGGCAGAAAAGAUCAAACGCCUAAAGGGCACUUGCUAUGUUGGUAAAAAUGUACUAGAUAAAAAGAUAGCAGAGGAAGUCGCUAAAUUAUUGGAUCUGAAAACGCAGUUAGGGGAGGAAAAUGGUUGUCCCAAUAAGCUCAUUCUUAAAACACCCAAAGGCACUAGGGAUUACAGUCCAGAGCACAUGGUACUACGAAUGGGAGUUUUGGAAAAGAUAAUCGCAGUAUUCAAACGUCAUGGCGCAGAAACAAUAGAUACCCCUGUAUUUGAGUUGAAGGAUGUCUUGACAGGUAAAUAUGGUGAAGAUUCCAAGCUCAUUUACGACCUAAAAGAUCAAGGUGGCGAAAUUCUUGCUCUUAGAUACGAUUUAACAGUUCCUUUCGCGAGAUAUCUAGCCAUGAGCAAAGUAGCUUCCAUGAAAAGGUAUCACAUCGGAAAGGUCUAUCGAAGGGAUAACCCGUCCACGACAAAAGGCAGAUACAGAGAAUUUUAUCAAUGUGAUUUUGAUAUCGCUGGCCAGUAUGAUCCGAUGAUACCGGAUGUGGAAUGCAUUCGAGUCGUAACAGAAGCGUUGGAAACUCUAAAUUUAGGACCGUAUAUGAUUAAAUUGAAUCAUAGAUGCAUCUUGGACGGUAUAUUCGCAGCAUGCGGUAUACCACCAAGUAAAUUCCGUAGCAUUUGCUCAGCCGUAGAUAAGUUGGAUAAAAAUCCUUGGGAAGAAGUGAAGAAAGAGAUGAUCGAAGAGAAAGGAUUGGACGAACAUAUUGCCGAUAAAGUCGGCAAAUAUGUUUCUCAGUCUGGUGGAAUGGAACUGAUAACAGAGUUGAAAAAGGAUAAAGACUUAAUGAAACAAUCCUCCGCUGUGCAAGGCUUGGAUUCUAUGGAAUUGUUAUUGAAAUAUUGUAGCAUAUACAAAAUUUUGGACAAAGUAAAGUUCGACUUGAGUCUCGCGAGAGGCCUCGAUUAUUACACAGGUGUUAUUUACGAGGCCAUUUUGUGCGGAGACGACGUUGGUGUUGGUAGCAUAGCAGGCGGCGGCCGUUACGACAAUUUGGUUGGUAUGUUUGACAACAAGAACAAAAAUGUACCUUGUGUCGGUGUAUCGUUGGGCGUGGAGCGGAUAUUCAGCAUCUUAGAGGCGAAAUUGACGAACAAGGGUUUGAAGAUGCGUUCUACUGAGACCGAAGUAUUUGUAGCCAGCGCGCAGAAGAACAUGCACGAAGAGAGAAUGAAGAUAAUAGCAGAUUUGUGGGAAAAUGGCGUGAAAGCUGAACAUUCGUAUAAAAAAAACGCAAGACUGUUGGUGCAGCUGCAAUUUUGCGAGGAAAAUGGUAUACCGCUGGCGAUAAUUGUCGGUGAAGGCGAACUAGCGAAAGGUGAGGUCACAUUGAGAGUUGUCUCGACGCGGAAAGAAACCCGCGUACCGCGCGACAACAUCAUCGAGGAAAUACGAAAGCUGCUAGAGACGUUGUAGCAUUGUAGACCGUAAUAACUUUGUAUGCGUGUACAUCUCGCAGUCUCUAGAGAAUUGCACCAGUACAAGAACCAGUAAAAAAGAACAUAUUUAUAUCGCAUUUAGUCUCAUUUUAACCUACGCGUGGAAAUAAAAGUUUAUUUAUUAGAUCCGGACCGAAUUUAUUAUAUAUUGUGUUAUGCGAUGGUUCCAUCAUCGUUGAACGAUUAGAAUAUAUAAUCUAACAAUAUAACCGUAUAUAGUAAGCAAAUCUACAUAACGUCCGCGACGUUCUGUAUUCUCUAUAUAGACAAUUUUACAAGCAGAAUUUACGAUAGCAAUUUCGUACUACCGUUCGAAAAACCAAAUACAAUUUAUAAUUUAUUUCGCAAGAAGUUUUCAAUAAAAACUCGUCACUUCGUA